Messenger RNA from Dictyostelium purpureum, 1968 nucleotides. RefSeq lists its product as uncharacterized. Bases 1 to 1968 code for a protein of 655 amino acids. The record is from RefSeq and is a predicted model, not a curated record. The transcript has a single exon. Lineage: Eukaryota; Evosea; Eumycetozoa; Dictyosteliales; Dictyosteliaceae. Gene Ontology annotation, cellular component: mitochondrion.
AUGAUAAAAGGCAAUAGAAACUUAUUGUUUAUAUAUUCAAAUAAAAAUUAUACAACAAUAAAUAAAAAUAUAAAAUUUAAACCACAAAACUCUAAUUUUUCAUUACAAACACCACAACAAUUACAUAAUAAUUUUUCAAAAAAUUUAUUGUUUAAUAGUUUUCUAAAUAAUAAUAAAAACAACAGUUAUAAUAUUGGUAGUGUUAAUAAUAUUAAUAAUACUAAUAAAACCUUCUCCAAAAAAUUUUAUUGUACACAAUCAUCAAGUAAUAAUAAUGAUAAAAGUAAUAAAUUAAUUUUAAAAAAGUUUUUUUUAAAAGUUCACCCAGAUAUAUUUUAUCAAUUUCCCAAAAUAAAAAAUAAUAACGAUGAAUCAUUAAGGCUUUUUUUGGGGUUCUUAGGAGAAGUCAAAUCUGAAAAGAUUUUAAAAAAAGAAUAUAAUCUUAAAUUUUAUUACCAAGAUGAAAAUUUAUAUGCGAAUGAAGACGAGGUACCAUCAGUAUCAGUACAAUUCGAUGUCGAAAGAUCAGCCUCAUCAGAUUCAUUCGAGAAUCUAGUUUAUUUACUCCGUGAUGCUCAAAUUCAAAUAAAAUCAUUAUUUAAACAAAUGGGAAUAAAAGAAGAGUUUAUAUUGCAUCAUUUAAUCACUGAAAGCGCAAAUGGUAUCGAAGAGGAAAGUUUAUUGGAUUUUAUCAAAAACAUUUCAUUUGUUGCUCGAGAACAACAAAACUCAUUUACUGAACAGGAAAGAGAAAUUGAUUUGAUGUACACUUAUUUUUACAUGGAGCAUAAAGUUAGAGUAUUGUUUCAAGAUCACGACUUCCCGCUCAAAAAUAGAAAGGAUCAUUUAAAGAAAUUAGAAAAAAUUUUAAAUAAAAUAGCGCCAAGAAAAGAAUCGAAUCACAAUGUAAUUCAGGAAAUAUUUGAUAAAUCAAAUUAUAGUCGAAAUGAAAAUCAAAUGUAUACUUCUUAUAGAUCAAAUUUUAAUAAUAAUCAACAUCAUAACCAAAAUAACAAUCAGUCCAACGAUGAGGACUUGAAUGAUACCAAUAAUAGUGGUGGCUUUGGUAGUAGGGUCAGUAACCAGCAACAAUUGUUUUCAGAGUUUGGUGUAUUUGGUGGAAAGAAUAAGGCUAAUUUUGCAGGAUGGGAACAUAUUAAAUCUGGUUAUAUUACACCAGAAUCAAAUCCGAAAUCAGACGAAUGUAAUUUACGUGACAGGUUAGAAGGGGUCUCUAUAGUAUUUUCAAAAAGCUUAAAUAGUGGUGUAGAUUCAGAGGGUAGAUUGAUAUUAAACUCUAACAAAAAACCAUCAGAAUGGAGCAAAACUUUAAAAACAUUUAAACCUUCCCAAAUUGUUACAAAUAUACAAAAAUGUAAGCAAAGAAAGUCUCAAGAAAAAGAGCUUUCAAAGGCUUUAAAGAUAGGAUCUCUUUAUACAGACUACGAUUACCAAAAUUCCCAAGCAUAUUUAGAGUUUUUAGAUAAAUUAUUCACUCAGUUUAAACAGUUCCUUAUGGAAAAUAACGGUUUUAACAGUGCAACCAACUCAUUAGACGAAGUUAAUAUUAAGGUUAUUAAAGAAGAACAAAGCAAUACAAUCGAGCCAUGGAAAUUUAAUUCAAAACUUGCAGGAAUAUAUAUACCAUUAACAUCAAAUUAUAAAGAAAUUUCAGAUUUUUUACAAUCUAAUCAUGCUCAAAUAAAAAAGGAAAUGGAGCGUCAUAGAAUCAAUAUGAGAAAUUUAGCACAAUUGGAAUUAAUUGUUAAAAGACAAUUCAGAUUAGCAAGAUUGAAAAAGAUAGAUGAUACAAUUGGUAUGAAUGAAAUGGUAAUUUGCCUAAAGAGAUUAAUAAUCAAUAAUACACCAUUCUUACCAUACCUUUAUGGUAUGAAGUUAAUAGUUGGUUACGAAAAUAAAAUUAAUUUUGAUGGUUCAAUCAUUAUUAAAUGGGAUUUCGAUGUAUAA